AUGGUCGUGCGCAACGACGGGAUAUGUCAGGGAAACAUUCUGGGCAUGCACUACGGCUCCGGAUCAGAGACCAGGAGGACGGCGACGUUUCUCCCCGAUCCCUACGCGAUCGAGAUCGGGAACCCGGAGGAGGGUUUCGAGGAGAGGUGGAUGCUCGCUAUCCACGCGAUUGACACGAGAGGGGUUGUGGAUGGAUUGGGAUGCAAGGAGUGUUUGUCUGAAUUGUACAAUGUGACCGUCGAUGGUGGUAAUGGUGAUGAUGAGUGGUGCGUUGAUGUGAAGAGAUACACUUCACUCUGCCUGCGACUGGUUAUGUCGUCUAUGGUGUUGGCCACCAGCAUUCUGGAGCAAUCGGUCAAGCUGUCUAUCGCCAGGAUGGAUGAUGCUCAUGAUGGGGAAGUGAUAUGCAAGUCAGUCCCGAUCUACGGAACAGGGCACGAAGCUGGAAACGAGGCCGCCUUCGUGGUAGGGAUGAGCACCUGUUACCCUGAACCAGCACCACCAACCUGGGCAGCUGCCUUGCUCCACCGUUCGAUUUCUGCCGCUCAUGUGUUCCAUGGAUUUAGUGCAGAGUCUUGGACAAUCCUUGCUGUGUCAGGAUUAGUUGCUCUUGUUGGUGUCGUUGGCUUCAGCAUCUGGCUAAAGAAGCAGAGGGGAGCGGAAGAUGGCUACCAAGUCAUUAUGGCAUGAGCUUAGUAUGAUAGACUUGAUAGUCCGUUUUAGUUUUCUGUUGUAGUGUCCAAAUAGAAUGAAAUUAGACGUCUAAAAAAACAUGUUUAGUUAGGUUGUAAGUCCAUUACCGUGAGUCUUGUAGCAAAUAGAUUGC
Linum tenue is the source of this 826-nucleotide messenger RNA. The record is from the annotation of a GenBank genome assembly. Lineage: Eukaryota; Viridiplantae; Streptophyta; Magnoliopsida; Malpighiales; Linaceae.